AUUCUAUGUUCAGAUUUCUUUUAGUCAAUUAGCUGCAGGAAUUUAGCUUUAUCUGGAGUUCAAAAAACACACACAAAACUUUUAUGGUAUUUUACAUUCUCAGUCAUUAAUAAUAAUAAUAAUAAAAUGUUUAUGGAAACCAGGGUUUGUUUUCCUCAUCAGUAAGCAGAGCCUCCUUUCUAUAUCUCUUCCAGUUAAUGCUUCUGUCAUUAAAGCAAAAAGGGGACAUACCAAAAUGACAAAUAUGCUAAAUAUAAGCAAGUACUAAUGGUGUCAGGCUAUAUAAAUAAUGUGUUAUACAGUAAAUUUUAAAUGCAUAUUUAGAUGCACUCACAUGAGAAGGCAGACGUGUGGUGUGUAUGUUGUUAUUGGCUGCUCAUGUAUACACUGUGCUGUUGGAUUGAAUCCAGCUCACAGUGACCGCUCAGCAUGACUGAAAGUGUGGAGCUGACUUGUGCUUUUCUGCAGCACAAACAUGUACAUUAUAGCUUGAAGAAUGUUGAUACUGCAGUAAAAUAUCUGCAAAUCUGACAAUAUGAGGAAAUGGUAAUGUUGUUAAAUAAUAACACCAACAUAGAUUAAAAGCUGUCACAGUUCUGCAGAAAAUCACAUACCCUACAGUAUAUAACAAUUUCCUGAGCUUUCAGGAAUAUAUAUAUAUAUAUAUUUAAAGCAUAACAGCAAUACCUUUGCAGACAACAAUAGUACAUCUCCAAAAAUAUAAGAAAACAACUUUAAAAAGAACAUAUAUGUGAAGUUUUUAAACACUCUAACUCCAAAUUUACACUGCAUAUGAUACUGUUUAAUGCUGCUCAGUGGUGGCAUAAAUCCAUUUACACAGCAAUGAUAACCAUAUACUUUGAUAUUAUAGGGGCUGAGGCUUAUUUUUAAUAUAAGUUUACAGUAACACUUACAUUUAGGGACCAGUUCUCACUAGUUGCUUAUUAGCAUGCAUAUUACUGGCUGUUUAUUAUUACUUAAAAAGCCUUAUUUUACAUGACCAUAUUUUUGAUCCUUUAAUCCUAUACCCAUACCUAAACAUAACUAUUAAUAUGUAUCAAGUUUACUGAGGCAAAAGUCAUAAUAGUUAGUUAAUUGUGAGAACUGUUCCCCAAACUAAAGUGUGACCAAGUUGAGGUAUUAGUAGCUAUGUCUUUUUAAAUGUAAAAGGGCUUUACGGUUCAUUUAGACAUUGAUAGCCUUGUGCAGAAGGUCCAGACGCUACAAGGUGUUUGACAUAAAGAUAAUUUAAUGCUGAUAUUUCUGUAACAGAUGGUCCUCCUCUGAUAAUAUGAUUUUGUAUGAUUUGAAAAAAAAAAAAAAAAAAAAGAGGCAGUUACUUGGGUUUUGAUGAGUGCAAACCCUGAAAGGGAGGAUGAUGAUUUCAUUAUAUUUUUAUAAUUAUACAUUAUUUUAAUAAGGUGGAGUAUACUGAGGAAACUCGUGAUAUGUAAAAAAUAAAUAAAUCAAUAAAAAUCAAUAACUUAAUAAUAAUUAGUUAAAUAAUUAAUAAUAAUUUUGUUACUAGUACUUAACUAAUUACAUUAUUACUUUAUUAUAAAAAGUGAGGAUUUUUUUUCUAAAUUUCUGAAUUUGAUCAUGAAAUAUAUGGCAUAAAGGGUGCAUUUUCUGUACAUUUUACAACAUAUGUAUUCUAGCUUCGCUAACGUACUGAAGAAAAUAUUUUAAGGCAGAACAUGAGCUGAUCUGCGGAGAGGGGUUCGUGUGACGUCACGUCAGCUCCCUGGAGAUCGCUGGAGGAGUGAGUGAGUGAGUGAGUGCGCGCGCAGGAUGCUGAGCUGAACAGCUGAUUCUGUGCAUUUAACCAGUAUGGAUGGACAGCUCCAUUCCGCAAACAUAGCAUCUAUUGCAGUAUAUAAAGGGCACCGUUUUCACUAAACGCUACAAAGGAAAACGCACCAGCCUCACAAUGGAGCGUCUUCUGCAUUCACCUGGCCGGACACGCGAAGAGUACCGGUACCAAACGGCGCGUCCUUCAUCACAACUCGCCUCAAGGUCUGGCUUCAGCUUUGGGUCCACAGCACCUCUGAGAGGUAACGAAUUCGCCGCUAAACCGGCCGAUAGCUUGGAUUGUUCAAACAAAUAUGCAGGUGGAAUGAAUCUGAGGAAAAUUAGUGAGAAAGAAUUACUGCAGGGGCUCAAUGACCGCUUCGCGGGAUUCAUCGAGAAGGUUCAUCACCUGGAAAACCAAAACAGAGCGCUAGAGAAAGAAAUUGAGGCAAUUAGACUGAGAGCAAAAUCCUCUGCCUCUCUGUCCAUAGAGUAUGAAUCAGAACUUAGUAGUCUGAGGCAGGAAGUUCAGGAGAUAGGCCUUCAAAAGCAUCAAAUUGAGAUAAACCGCCAGAACCUGGAGGACGAGUUUAACACUUUGAGAGAAAAGUAUGAGAGAGAGGCUCGUGGUCGAGUUGAUGCGGAGGACAGCAUUUCAGCACUAAAGAAAUGCAUUAAUGAUGCAUACCUAACCAAACAAGAAAUGGACAGAAAAGCUGAAGCCCUCGAAGAGGAGAUCGGCUUCUUGAAGAACAACCACGAAAGCGAGGUCGCUGAAAUGAUGGCCCAAAUCCAAGAGGGUCAUGUGACAGCAGAAAUGAGUGAUUUUAGUAGAAGUGAUGUCACUGCAGCUCUGAGAGACAUCAGGAUGCAACUUGAAGGUCACGCCGACUCUGACAUCCGAUAUGCUGAGGAACGCUUUCGAGCACAGCUCGCUAAACUGACCAAAGCUGCUGAGGUCAACAGAGAAGCGCUCAUGGCCACUAAAGCAGAGAUUAAUGAACACAGGAGACAGCUCCAGUCCAGGAGCAUUGAGCUCGACUCUGUGAAAGGUGUGAGAGAAGCGCUGGAGAGGCAGCUGUAUGACCUCGAGCAACGGCACAAUGCUGAAAUCCAUCACUACCAGGACACAAUCAGAGAGUUGGAAUUUGAGCUGAAAAAUGCUAAAUUUGACAUGAGCAGUCAUCUGAGGGAGUACCAGGACCUUCUCAAUGUCAAAAUGGCACUGGAUGCUGAAAUUUAUUCCUACAGAAAACUUUUGGAGGGUGAAGAGUCAAGGUACUCUACAAUCUCAGAUGCUCAUAUUUCAGUACCAUACAUUUACAGGCAGUCACCCAUCUAUACUCUCCCUUGUGUCAAAAGACAGGGGGGUGCAACUCGAAAAGCAGAGCCUCAGUACAAAUUUGUCGAAGAGAUUAUUACAGAGACCACCAGAGAAGACGUGGAGAUUUCAGACACUGGCUCUGAUAAGAGUGGGGAGGGGAGAGAGGGUGACAGACCAGACGAGGAGAGCAGUGAGAAGGAUGCACAGGGUGAAACUCCGCAAGAGGCAGAAGAUACUGAAGAACCAGCCAUGGAGAACGGCAAUGAAGCCAGUCUUGAUUUAGAGACAGAGGAAAAUGAAGUCAAACCAAGUGAUGAUAAAGAGGAUGAGGCAGCUGAAAAAACUCCAGAUGAUUCUGAGGUACAAAAAGAUGCUGACUCUGAACCAACUCAGGAAUCUACAGAAGAAGCCACUGAUGAACAAGAUAAAGAUGAGGAAUUAGACACAAAAGGCACUGAACACAAAGACCUGAAGGAUGACGUGCAGGGAAAAGUAGAAGAACCUGUAGAGGAAAAUAAACAAGCCAAAGAGACAGAGAAAGAUGUCCCCAAACCGGAUCUGUCAGAAAAGCAAGAAAUGACAGAGGAACCAAAAACUGUAGAAAAAGACAAAUCAUCUCAGGAGCCGCAAGAUCCUGAAGCAACAACUGAAGUAAGCACUAAGCCUGGUGGACAGACUGUUGGGGUAACUUCUCCAAAAACUGAAGAUGCUAAAUUCUUAUCUCAAGAAUCUACAACUGCAAAAUCAGCAGAGAAAGAGGAAGAAUCAGCUCCAUUGAAACCUGUAGAGGAAGAUACUCCCAAAACAGAUAAACAAGCAGCUCCCAAACAUGCUGAGAGUGAUAAAAAGACUACUGGAGAGGACGCAAAGGAGGAUACUUCUCCAAAAAAAGACAAAUAUGAUAGUAUUAAGGAAGAAACUAAGAAAUCUGAGCCUAUGGAAAAAGACCAAGAGGAUAACAACAAACUAACAGAGAAACCUGUGGGGGGAAAGCAAGAGGAUAUGUCAGGUAAAGACGAAAAGAAACAUAAACCUGAGGAGUCUGUAAAAGAUAGCAAAGUUGAACUGGUAGACAAUGUGAAAACAGGAAAAGGUGAAAGUAUUAAGGCUAAAGAACCAGAAAAGACACAAAAAGAGGUUUCAAAGGAUGCAGAAGAACAAUCAGAAACUGAAAAGUCAAAGAAACAGGAGGACAGCAAAAGCAGUAGCAGUCUAGUAAGUGUGACAUUGGAAAAAGGUGAAACUGGCAAGCUAAAAGAAACAGAAAAGACACAAGAAGACCUUUCCAAAGUUGCUGAAGAAAAAUCACAACCUCAAAAGUCACAAAUACAAGAGGACAGCAAAAGUGCAGACAGCAUCAAAACAGAAAAUGUUGAAUGUGCUAAGACUAAAGAACCAGAAAAGACACAAGAGGACCUUUCAAAAGUUGUGGAAGAAAAAUCACUACCUGAAAAGUCGCAGAUAACGGAGGACCAAAAAAGUGACAGUGUAAAAACAGAAAAGGUUGAACAUUCUAAGCCUAAAGAAGCAGAAAAGACAAAAGAAGAACCUUCCAAAGUUGCUGAAGAAAAAUCACCUCAAAAGUCACAAAUACAAGAGGACAGCAAAAGUGCAGACAGCAUCAAAACAGAAAAGACUGAACAUGCUGAGCCUAAAGAAACAGAAAAGACACAAGAAGAACCUUCCAAAGUUGCUGAAGAAAAAUCACCUCAAAAGUCACAAAUACAAGAGGACAGCAAAAGUGCAGACAGCAUCAAAACAGAAAAUGUUGAAUGUGCUAAGACUAAAGAACCAGAAAAGACACAAGAGGACCUUUCAAAAGUUGUGGAAGAAAAAUCACUACCUGAAAAGUCGCAGAUAACGGAGGACCAAAAAAGUGACAGUGUAAAAGCAGAAAAGGUUGAACAUGCUAAGCCUAAAGAAACACAAGAAGAACCUUCCAAAGUUGCAGAAGAAAAAUCACAACAUGAAGAGUCUCAGAUACAGGAAUUCCGCAAAAGUGACAGUGUAGACAGCAUCAAAACAGAAAAGGUUGAACAUGCUAAGCCUAAAGAAACAGAAAAGACACAGGAGAACCUCUCCAUAGUUGAGGAAGAAAAAUCACCUGAGAAAUCAAAGAAACAGAAGGACAGCAAAAGCGAUAGCAGUGCUGAAAGUGUCACAACAAGCGGAGGGAAAGCUGAAGUCACAGAGAAACAGGUUGAUGAAACACUGAGUAAUCAACCCCCCAAAGCCCAGGAAACAACAUCUGAUGCAAAGCCUGAGCAAAAGGAUACUAAAGAAAGCAAAGAGAAGAUGCCUGAAAAAGCUGAAGAGCUGGAUAGUGUGACGACCAAAGGCAAUGGAACCAGCAAAGAUGUAAAAUAUGAAGAAACUGUCCAAAAAGACAAAGAUUUAGACAGUGGUGCACAUGAAGUGAAGGCUGCAAAAUCUGAGACGUCAACCAAAACAGAAGCUAAAGCUCUGGAGAAGACAGAGCAAGUCAAAGACAGCAGCAAGGACGACAACUUGGACACCAAAGGUCCAGAAAAAACAACUAAACCCCCUAGUGUAAAGUAGAAUAUAAACAGCAGAAAAUAUUUAUUAAAAUGCCUUCGAGAAUAGAGAAUGUUCAAAUAGCAACCUUGAAAAAAUAAAUUACAUCCGCGUGACAGACGAUGUCAGUUGAGCAUGACUUUUAGAAACUGCUUUCUGGAAGUGUGAUGUUUCUAAUGCAAGAUGCAUGCGUACAUUGUGUACAUAAUGAAUGUGAAUUAUGAGGAAUGUAUAAAAUUUUAUUUUGCUACAUCCCUUGCUCUGAUCAGCCAAAUGUAUGUAUUAAAACAGUGCUAUACAUGAACUGAAUAAAUAUUCCAGCAUAUCAGUGUUUGACUGUAUGUUAAUUCAAUAGCUUUUCCUACAGAGGAACUACAGUAUUGAGUUUUAUAAACUGUUUGGUCAUGCGGGUGUUUCACACUUGCUAACCAGUAAUUGCAUAAGCUUAAAAAUAACCUUGUGUCAACAUGGCAGUGAUUCAUCUAUAAAUGAUUAUAAGGCAUUUAUUGUAGGUUUCCUAGGAGCUCACUUAAAUCUUCAGUACCCAGAAAAACCCUGAAAGACUGUUCAAUAUUUUAAGAUGUCUCAAAUUUUUGAGGCAGGGUAAAAUACAUCAUCUUGAGCUGAAGUGAUAUCAAAUUACAUCCAUUUUACCAAAGCCUGUCCCAGUGCUGGAUACUGACACUAGUUUGGCACUAGGUCUAUAGAGUAGUGGUUCUCAGUGGUUUUGAUGCAGGACACAAGGUUUCACAUUUCACAUAGUACAGUUCAAAUGUUUGGGGUUGGUAGGAUCUUUUUGGAAGAACGUUAUGCUUUUAUACAGCAAACACACCAGUUCAGUUAAUGGAGCUCUCUCCUAACAAGCUGAUGAUCUGAAUCAGGCGUGUCAAAUAAGAGAGACAUUCAAAAUCUGCAGAGCAAGGGUCCCCAUGAGUAAGAUUAAGAACCACUGGUAUAGACAUGUAUAAUGUUACAAAAGAAUAAAUGCUAUUCUUUUGAGUUUUCUAUUCAUUAAAUAAUGUUGAAAGAAUUCCCACAAAAAUAAGCUUUAUGACUGAUUUCAACAUUGACAAAGAUUCUUGGGCAGAAAAUCAGCAUAUUAGAAUGAUUUCUGACACUAAAGACAGGUAAUCAAUGGUUGCUGAAAAUUCUGCCUCGCAAUCACAGGAAAAAUAUAUAUUUUAAAAGAAAUGUCUUAUUUUAAACUAAUAAUAUGUCAAUAUGACAGUUUUUAGUGUAUUGUGGAUUUUAAAAAAUGCAGCCUUGGUGACCAUAAGAGACUUCUUUUUCAAAAACAUUAAAAAGUCCUACCAACAUCAAAGUUUUGAACGGUAGUGUAGAUGGUGACCCAAGACCUCACCAUUUUUAACAUAGACAAUCUAAUAAAAGAGCAAUUAAUAUAUAUACCACAAGCUGCAGAUUCAAAGACUGCAUAGACUUUUGAUGACACAAUGAUCAAGAAAAUUGAACAUUUUUCCAAAUGCAUAAUAGCAGAAGUGAGAUUACCCAAUAACAAUGAACCCAGCUGUGUUGCAUUAAACCAUAAUAAACAACUUGUCCUUGCAGGCCUAAUUACACAGAAAUGUAAAACCGCUGAGUACAUUCUAUUUAAAAUUACUGUUUCCACUCAAAACAGCCCCCCCAAAUCCCAACCAACCACGUGACAUGAAGUUUUCACUGUUUUGUCACUGAAUGUGUUGAUUUUGUCACUAAAAAAAUGAGAUGCCAUCUUCUACCAUUUAAUGGGAAUAAGCCUGUUAAUUUUGCUGUGCAAGAGUAUUUACAUUAAAGUGUCCCUAUUAUGGGUUAUGAAAGGUUCAUAUUUUGGUUUUGGGAGUCCCCUACAACAGGUUGACAUGAAUACAAGGUCAAAAAACACAUUCAUUGUCUUAUAAUAUGCAUUUAUUUUUACCUUAUUUGCUCAACAAUUAAUUUUUCCAAACCCCUCCUUUGCGUGACGCUAAUCUGCGGUGAUUGGACCGAUUGGUCUUAUUUUCAUUUAAUCUUGCCUGUAAUGCCUGAUAAAGCCAGUAGCCCCUCACUGCAGAACAAAAGAUCCAGGGGGUGGAGAUUGGUAGGUUUAGCGAUCAGGGGGUGGAGACGGGUAGGUUUAGGUAAAUGUAAGGUGGGAGGAGUUGGAUCUAGAUCCAACCACACCCCCUGGAUCUUGUGUUCUGCAGUGAGGACCAUCUCGAUAAAGCAGCGUUUGUGAGCGCAGUGCUACUUUGUGUACUGAGUUACCGGGGAAACAGUUAUUUUACCACUUCAAAAGUGCCACCUAGUGGCAAAGAAUGAAUUUGCAUUUUCAUUCAGACCAACAAGAAAAGACCAACAAGUGGGCCGGAAAUAUGCUAAUUUGGGAUUCGUUUUAAAAACGACUCUUCAAUGAUUCAAUCGACUCUUUCUUUUGAGAGACAAUAACGUUAUACGCGGUGCACUUUCAGAUUUAAAACUUUGCAGGACGUUUUCAUUCACUUAGAGCUGUGUU
Onychostoma macrolepis is the source of this 8138-nucleotide messenger RNA. RefSeq names its product neurofilament heavy polypeptide. Lineage: Eukaryota; Metazoa; Chordata; Actinopteri; Cypriniformes; Cyprinidae. The record is from RefSeq and is a predicted model, not a curated record. The coding region runs from base 1931 to 5674 and encodes 1247 amino acids. The transcript is spliced from 4 exons. Gene Ontology annotation, cellular component: cytoplasm; axon; postsynaptic intermediate filament cytoskeleton. Gene Ontology annotation, biological process: neurofilament bundle assembly. Gene Ontology annotation, molecular function: structural constituent of cytoskeleton.